GCGCGUAGCGUUAUAAUACGACGCGGCAGAAGGACUUCCUUCCGGCGGGUUGUGUCAGUGCGUGUUUCGGCAAAUAAAAAGGUUUAAAAGCGUAGAUCUCAAAAUUACCCGUCCGGACCAAUGCAGCAAAACGGAGCUGACGCGGACCGCUUCCUAUACUCAGUGCGAAAUGCGUCCCCUACGGUGAAGGAGGCGCCGGAGAAGUGCUUCUUCCUAGCCAAAAAAUUCCUUCAGAACAGAGAGCACGAGCAGGCUAAGAGACAUGUGUCAGCGUACCUGGGCGUUAAGGAGAGAGACCCGAAGGCACACAGACUGUUGGGGCUGAUCUUUGAGAAGGAAGGAGAUGUAAACAAGGCUGUGGGCUGUUACAAGCGCUCUGUGGAUCUGGACCCAAGACAAAAGGAUGUCGUUCUCAAAGUGGCUGAGCUGCUCUGUGACUUGCCAGAGACAGACAGCAGGGCAGAGUUCUGGGUGGACAAGGCAGCCAAGCUUCUACCAAACCAUCGUACUGUCUUCCAGCUGAAGGAGAAGCUGCUCAGUGCACAGGGUCAGCGAGGCAGGAACCAGCUGUUUAACCUGCUGAAGUCUCAGCUGAAGGUGUGCCCAAGUGACCCCUACAUCAACGUGAAGCUGGUGCAACUGUACUGUUCUGACGGGCAGUUAAAGGAAGCAGUUGACCACUGCCUUGCUGUGGGGAGGAAAAGGGACAUGCGAUACAGCCUGGACUGGUACUCCACAGUCAUGCAGACAGUUCAGGAAUACUUGACCCAGCCCAGUGUGCUGUCCAAUCACAGUUUGUGUUCCUUGCUUAGAAGGGAGUUGCUCUUGGCCCAUUGCAACUUGCUAAGACUGACUCUGUUUGAGCCAGGGGUGGAGCAGAGUGUGAAAACCCUGCAAAGUUUCGACCAAGCCAUGCAGUCUGUGAAGAUGGCAUCGGGUAAUACUGCAAACGGGCUUACUGAGUUGCUCUCCGAGCUCAGAGGUCACCUAUACCUGUACGCUGGAACAUUCUUCCUGAAGAUGGUGCACAACAGAGAGUAUCAGAAGAAGCUUGGAGUGCAGCUGGCAUCAUUAUGCUACCUUUUAGCCUAUCAGAUUCCCAGACCGAAGAGCAGACCUUCUAAAGGGGAGCCAGCUGCCAGUCAGCUGUUGGAUCUCCUGGCCUGUGAUCGCAAAAGCCAGUCUGGGCACAUGCUUCUGAGCCUGGCCCAGGAGGGUGAAUGCUUCAAGAAGAUUGUGGAGGACCUCGGCAAUGAGCCUGGGAAGAAGCUUCUGUUUGAGGACCUCUUUGGUCAACUGUGUCCAGCUCACCAAUCCUUCAUUGCCAAUGACAACAUACGUGGUGUGAGCACAAAGAUGCCAGAGAUAAGCGACCUUGAGAAACUGGAUAGUGAUGCAGUCUUGCUGUGUGGAGAGAGCCUGCAGGAGCUGACCUGGCUGGGCUUGCAGUUGGUGCUCUUGGGUCGCAGACCUUGUUUUGGGGCCUGGCUCAAAAAAUUGUUUCCCCGCCACAGCCAGGAAACCUUCAAACUAGACAGUAAUGCCACUGAAUCCAUUUGUCUGCUUGACCUUGAGGUGUUCCUGUGUGGCGUAGUGUUCACCAGCCCGUUGCUGCAGACAGGCCACGGCGUUCUGCCACCUUGCUGUUUGCCCUUGCAGAUCAUAGGGCAAUUAGCCACAGAGAGACAGAGUGAAUGGUGGGACGACGCUUGUUGUUUCAUCAACCGAAAAGUGACGUUGUCGAACACGGCGAGGGUGCAGAAGACCAUCCAGUGUGGGCUGGACACCCUGAAGGGGAUAGGGACGCUACACGGUCUGCAGCCGGCACUGCUCAUAUGCUGGGCACAGCACCUCAGUUACAUGGGUCAUAGCCUGAGGUCCUGUGACAAGAGGGCUUAUAUUGGUCGUAGUGUGCAUUACUGGGCUGUUGUGAAGCCCUUGCUUCAAGACAUUAAGGCAAACCGGGGUAUUCCUAUACCACUCGAGCCCUUGUUUCCACACGUUCCUGAUAAAGAUAUUCAGGUAUCGGCUGUCGUUGGGUAUGAAAACGAGGCAGAAACAGUCUUUGCGGUGCUCCAGGAUAUCAAGGGAGAGACAGAGCACGCAAUUUCUAUCCUGGAGAACACCAAGACCAUUUCUGCAUUCUGGCAUUUGGCACAGAUCUUUAAAAGGCGUGAAGAGGCGGCUAACAGUUCAGAAAAAGCUGAAUAUCUUCAGAAGAUACGGAAGUAUUUAACCAAGGUGUGCCAAGCCGAUGCUGCCGAUCUUGAGAAGGUGCAGCUGCAAUGCUCAAUGCUUUCAAUGGAGGAACUCAUGGAUUGGCUGAGCGAGGUCAGGCAGCAGCUGGGGGAGGGUACAGAGGCCCUGGAAGUUGAGGCUGCCUGUCAGGAGUUGCAGCCCGGCACUAGUCCCAUCUUUGUGCUGCCGGAGCCCUCUGAUCCCUCCUCACUGAGCUCUAGGUCCUUGCCAGCCAAGAGUGUGGCUUCACCCUCAAAAAGGCUUGUGUUCUCACCUAAGACCCCUCCUCAAUGGGCUGAGGACCAGACGUCUAUGUUCCAGAUGUUGUUCCAAGAAAUGGAGGCCCUAACGAAUGAGCUACACAACUGGUCUGGAUCCAUGGCAUCCACCAACCCUCGGGUACCUGUGGACGCCCACAAAGUGGAAUCUCAAGGGGAGUCUUUUUCACCGGCCCAGAACUUGCACGGUGCCCCCCUCACAGUGGCUACAACUGGUCUUUCUGGGUAUUACAGUCAGCCUCCUGCUUAUAAUUCUCAGUACCUCCUUCGUACAGCUACCAAUUUAACCCCAACUAAGGCUCCAGUGUAUCGGAUGAACAGUCUUCCCCCCCAGCCACGCAUGUAUCCCCAUGACCAGCUGUAUGGUGCUCCUUUGCACUUUGAUCAGCCAGCACCUAGCCUUCUCUCCCCCUACGGCGAGGACUACUAUAACCAUGCUGUUUCUCAGUCCACUACUAAUCCCACUCUACCUGAGCCCGGUUAUUUCACCAAGUCAAAGUCACAGCCACAACCACCGAAAUGUGGGGAAGAAAAAUUCCAUGACCUUGUGAAGGCUGGUUUUGACCAGCCAAGCCCAGCUGUGCAUCUUAAAGCUGGAGUAAUAGCCCAGUCUACCCCAGCAGCUGCCUUCAAAUUCAAUUCAAAUUUCAAAUCAAAUGAUGGAGAUUUUACCUUCUCAUCUGCUCAAGCAAAAAACAAUGAAAGUCUUCUGAGGCCUUUGACCUCUGAUAUGCAUAUAGGAACUGAAGGGUUUCUAGGGGAGACGUGUCCUGAUGAAGACCAGAUACCUGGCCAGAGUGGGAUCUUUAGUUUUGGCUAUAAAGAUUCCUCUGGGAUUUCACCUACCAGUGCUACACAGAGUCCAAGUAACCAGAACAUAUUUGCUGAGAAAGAAAAGCCAUUCACUUUCACAGGUAUGUCUAAAAUGUUGGAUAGAGUGGACAAGGCAAACAGAAAGCAGCGGGAUGAAAAGGGUAUUGAAAGUGACAAUGACAGUACUCGAGUAGAAGAGGAAGAGGAUGGCCCUCACUUUGAACCUAUCAUUCCUCUGCCAGAUAAAGUGGAUGUAAAAACUGGAGAAGAGGAGGAAGAGGAGAUAUUCUGUAGCAGAGCCAAACUCUUCCGCUUUGAAAGUGACAGUAAGGAGUGGAAAGAGAGGGGCAUUGGCAGUAUCAAAAUAUUGAGGCACAAGACAUCAGGCAAGGUCCGCCUCCUAAUGAGGAGAGACCAAGUGCUGAAAAUCUGUGCCAACCACUACAUUACUGAGGAUAUGGAGCUUAAGCUCAAUGCUGGCUCCGACAGAUCCUGGGUUUGGCAUGCAGUCGAUUAUGCAGAUGAGAUACCAAAGCCGGAGCAGCUAGCCAUCCGUUUUAAAACUGUUGAAGAGGCAGCCCUUUUCAAGGGCAAGUUUGACCAGGCCCGGAUGUCUAUACGACAAGACCAAAAACAGAAUGUCUCCCCUAAAUGUGUGGUCUCUCAGACAGUGGACGAGAGAGACAUCUCAGAGUUUGGGGCCCAGUUUGCAAAGAAAGAGGGAGAGUGGGAGUGUAGUGUCUGUUGUAUAAGAAACUCUUCUACAGCUAUGUCAUGUGCUGCCUGCCAGAAUGCUAACCCAAAUGUGAAAAUCAAGCCAGAAAUCAAAUCUGCUGAUGGUAAAGGGUUUGUAGCUCCCAUACCUGCUUUGGGGGCUUUUACUUUUCAGUUUGGUACACACGUUCCGAAAACAUCAGGCUCAGAUUCUGCAUCAAUGGGAUUUGGAUCAUUUCCACAAAUACCUACAUCAUUCAAGUUUGGGACUACCACCGACUCGACCACUGCUGGCUUUGUGCAGGUAACUAAAAAGUUAUCUCCAAAGAUAUCUUCAGAAGAUACUGCAGUAAAACCAGCUAGUAGUUCAUCCAGCAGUGGGUUUGGUGCUCAAUUUACCAAGAAGCCUGGUCAGUGGGAUUGUGGCACUUGUGCCGUAAUGAAUGAAGCCACUGCAACUUCCUGCAUUGCUUGUCAGGCUCCAAAUCCUAACCGCAAGUCUUUGAUGGAUUCCACAUCUGCAGUGAAACCAGCUAGUAGUUCAUCUAGCAGUGGGUUUGGUGCUCAAUUUACCAAGAAGCCUGGUCAGUGGGAUUGUGGCACUUGUGCCGUAAUGAAUGAAGCCACUGCAACUUCCUGCAUUGCUUGUCAGGCUCCAAAUCCUAACCGCAAGUCUUUGAUGGAUUCCACAUCUGCAGUGAAACCAGCUAGUAGUUCAUGCAGCAGUGGGUUUGGUGCUCAAUUUACCAAGAAGCCUGGUCAGUGGGAUUGUGGCACUUGUGCCGUAAUGAAUGAAGCCACUGCAACUUCCUGCAUUGCUUGUCAGGCUCCAAAUCCUAACCGCAAGUCUUUGAUGGAUUCCACAUCUGCAGUGAAACCAGCUAGUAGUUCAUCCAGCAGUGGGUUUGGUGCUCAAUUUACCAAGAAGCCUGGUCAGUGGGAUUGUGGCACUUGUGCCGUAAUGAAUGAAGCCACUGCAACUUCCUGCAUUGCUUGUCAGGCUCCAAAUCCUAACCGCAAGUCUUUGAUGGAUUCCACAUCUGCAGUGAAACCAGCUAGUAGUUCAUCCAGCAGUGGGUUUGGUGCUCAAUUUACCAAGAAGCCUGGUCAGUGGGAUUGUGGCACUUGUGCCGUAAUGAAUGAAGCCACUGCAACUUCCUGCAUUGCUUGUCAGGCUCCAAAUCCUAACCGCAAAUCUUUGAUGGAUUCCACAUCUGCAGUGAAACCAGCUAGUAGUUCAUCUAGCAGUGGGUUUGGUGCUCAAUUUACCAAGAAGCCUGGUCAGUGGGAUUGUGGCACUUGUGCAGUAAUGAAUGAAGCCACUGCAACUUCCUGCAUUGCUUGUCAGGCUCCAAAUCCUAACCGCAAGUCUUUGAUGGAUUCCACAUCUGCAGUGAAACCAGCUAGUAGUUCAUCCAGCAGUGGGUUUGGUGCUCAAUUUACCAAGAAGCCUGGUCAGUGGGAUUGUGGCACUUGUGCAGUAAUGAAUGAAGCCACUGCAACUUCCUGCAUUGCUUGUCAGGCUCCAAAUCCUAACCGCAAGUCUUUGAUGGAUUCCACAUCUGCAGUGAAACCAGCUAGUAGUUCAUCCAGCAGUGGGUUUGGUGCUCAGUUUACCAAGAAGCCUGGUCAGUGGGAUUGUGGCACUUGUGCCGUAAUGAAUGAAGCCACUGCAACUUCCUGCAUUGCUUGUCAGGCUCCAAAUCCUAACCGCAAGUCUUUGAUGGAUUCCACAUCUGCAGUGAAACCAGCUAGUAGUUCAUCCAGCAGUGGGUUUGGUGCUCAAUUUACCAAGAAGCCUGGUCAGUGGGAUUGUGGCACUUGUGCAGUAAUGAAUGAAGCCACUGCAACUUCCUGCAUUGCUUGUCAGGCUCCAAAUCCUAACCGCAAGUCUUUGAUGGAUUCCACAUCUGCAGUGAAACCAGCUAGUAGUUCAUCCAGCAGUGGGUUUGGUGCUCAAUUUACCAAGAAGCCUGGUCAGUGGGAUUGUGGCACUUGUGCAGUAAUGAAUGAAGCCACUGCAACUUCCUGCAUUGCUUGUCAGGCUCCAAAUCCUAACCGCAAGUCUUUGAUGGAUUCCACAUCUGCAGUGAAACCAGCUAGUAGUUCAUCCAGCAGUGGGUUUGGUGCUCAAUUUACCAAGAAGCCUGGUCAGUGGGAUUGUGGCACUUGUGCAGUAAUGAAUGAAGCCACUGCAACUUCCUGCAUUGCUUGUCAGGCUCCAAAUCCUAACCGCAAGUCUUUGAUGGAUUCCACAUCUGCAGUGAAACCAGCUAGUAGUUCAUCCAGCAGUGGGUUUGGUGCUCAAUUUACCAAGAAGUCUGAUCAGUGGGAUUGUGAGACUUGUGCAGUAAGGAACGAGGCCGCUGCAAAGUGCUGCAUUGCUUGUCAGGCUCCAAAUUCUUGCAUGUCUUCUAAGUGGGAUUGUGACAUUUGUGCAGUUAGGAAUGAGGCCAAUGCAACUCAUUGUGUUACCUGCCAGGCUCCCUUCAAAAUCCAGAUGUUAGAUGAACCAUGGGAUUGUGAGAAAUGUUUGACAAGAAAUGAAUCCUCUUCAAUUCACUGUGUUUCCUGUAGGACCCCUAAUUCAAGUGCCAGCUUCAAAGCCACACCUUUACGUUCAGGCUUUAGUUCAAAUCUGAAAUCGCCAGAGCAAUUUCCUAGGUUCAGUGAUCCCAGCAACUUUAAAUUUGGUCAAGCUGACGAGAAGGGUCCCCAUCCAUCUAUGGUUGAACUGAAGUCGCCCACCUCUUCUUCUAGCAGUGGCUUUUCUUUUUCAAUGCCAACCCCUACUGGGGGGUUUAAGUUUGGAAUUCAGGAACCUGUAAAAGAGAUUUCUUCAUAUAAGACUUCAAUAGCCACUUUUGAAUCCUUUCCAGAAAACUCUAGUAAUGAAUCUAAAGAAAAAGAAAACCAUGGUACAGAUGUCACCAAGUCAUAUUUUCAAGCUCAAGGUGAACAAGGCGAAGGUCCAACAUUUCAUUUCAAACCGUACACAUUAACAUUUGCAGAUUUAAGCAGAUCCUCUCAGGGUGACUUUCAAUUUCAGCAUAACGACCCUGACUUUAAAGGCUUCACCCAAGGAAGUGAACAGGUUUCUACAUCACUUCAGCCUCCUGUUAAAAUGAAUUCCUCUGUUCAAGAUGAAGAUGACAUGUACAAGACUGAGGAGAAUGAUGACAUUCAGUUUGAACCUGUAGUCAAGAUGCCAGAGAAAGUGGAUCUGGUCACAGGGGAGGAAAACGAGGAUGUGUUGUAUUCUCAGCGUGUUAAGCUUUUUAGAUUUGAUGCAGAUUCUAGCCAGUGGAAAGAGAGAGGUGUUGGAAAUCUGAAGUUUCUGAAAAACAAAGAAAAUGGAAGGCUUAGAGUGCUUAUGAGGAGAGAACAGGUGCUCAAGGUUUGUGCCAACCACUGGAUCAACACCACUAUGAAUCUGAAGCCUCUCUCUGGAUCUGAUAGAGCUUGGAUGUGGCUUGCUAAUGAUUUCUCUGAUGGUGAUGCCAAGCCGGAGCAGCUUGCUGCCAAGUUUAAAACACCAGACUUGGCAAAAGAAUUUAAGCUAAAGUUUGAGGAGUGUCAGAAACUUCUCCUGGAUAUACCUUUGCAGACUCCUCACAAACUGAUUGACUCUGGAAGAACCGCACAUCUCAUUCAAAAAGCAGAAAAGAUGAAAUCUGGCUUAAAACAUCUGAAAUCUUUCUUGACUGAUGAUAAAGCAAAAAUCAGCCAAGAUGAAGGUCAAGUCAGUACUGCAACUGCUUCCGACACUUCGAGGUUGGUCCUCAAAAGCAAUGCGGACAGUACAAUCCCUACUUUGGAAUGGGAAGAUUAUAACUUGCAAAAAGAACCCUUGCAUGAUGGUUCAGAAGCCUCUCUGUGUGCUUCCCCAUCAUGUAACAGUCCUGUUCAGAGGGCAUUGUUUCGUUUUGGAGAGUCAACAUCUGAUUUCAACUUCAGUUUCCAGCCUAUUGUCACCCCCACCAAAUCUCCAUCAAGAGUUAACCAGAGCAGAAUAUCUGUUGGCACAGAUGAGGAAUCUGAAACAACUCAAGAAGACGACAGGGAUGGGCAGUUUUUUGAACCCAUUGUGCCCUUACCUGAUCUGGUGGAUAUCUCUACAGGUGAGGAAAAUGAACAGGUGGUGUUCAUCCACAGAGCAAAGUUGUUCCGUUAUUCUAAAGAUCUUCAGCAGUGGAAAGAGAGGGGUAUUGGGGAUAUCAAAAUACUGCAAAACAAUGAUUCCAAAUGUGUACGGCUUGUUAUGAGGCGAGAUCAGGUGCUCAAACUGUGUGCUAAUCAUUGGAUUACCUCUGACAUGAAGCUGGAACCCAUGAAAGGUGCCGAAAAGGCAUGGGUGUGGAGUGCUUUUGACUUUGCAGAAGGCAAGGGUAUCAUUGAGCAACUGGCUGUUCGCUUUAAAUCACAGGAAGUAGCAAAUUCUUUUAAAGAUGCUUUUGAGAAAGCUAAGGAUGCUCAGGAAAACAAGGUUCUGGUCUCACCCAUUUCACCUGGGGAAGCUCCCUCACAAGAGGCUCUCUCUUUGAAGCCUGCUGCUGUGAUGUUGAAAGAAACUUCUCAAGAAAAUCUUUCUCAUGGGUCAUGUACCUCAGACAGUAUGACGGCUGCCCUAUUCAUGGCACACUCUCAUAACCCAUCUGCAGCUGUGGUUUCACCACCAAAAUUUAUCUUUGGCUCAGACUCUGUCCAAAAAAUCUUUGGAAGCCCAACAUCUUGUACACAGAAUGUUUCCAGUAAGAUUAAACCAAAAGAGAAAGCACUCCCUGAUUCAUCCCCAAGCUUCAAGAUUUCCGUCAGUGCCUCUCAGCCCUCACUAAGUCCCAUGAUGCCUGCAUUCAGAGUUCCAGAGGGAGGAUUGGAUUUUAGGCUUUUCAAAGAUAAUCCAAUGGCAUUUUGGACCAGCGCAGCACCCAACCGAUUCGAACCUCAAGUUGCGAGUGACAGUAAAGGCAGAACAGACAUCGCAGACAAGAGUGAAGAUGUGGAGGAUGUCCAGAUCGUGUUUGUGCGUGAGCCCACCAGUGAGCAAGCGCGCCUGGCUCGGGAACUCCUGCUGCCCGUCACCUUCUUCUGUUAUCAGAAUGAGCCCGACUAUGUCAGUGAUGAUGAGGAUGACGAUGAAGACUUUGAGAUGGCAGUGAGGAAGCUUAAUGGGAGGCUGUAUCCCAGUAACGCUGAAGGUGCCACAGUGCAGGAGAAAGAAUCCAGUGGAAAAGGGCUGGGUGAUGGAGUUGCGACCUGCGGGGGAGUACCUGUAACUGAACUGGGCGGAGACAAGUGCCUCCAGCAUCCCCACACAGAGGCUGACAAGGGUAUACAGAGGAGAGAACAGUUGUCUCUUUCCGCCGUGUCCAGCAGCAGCGACGCCACUGUGAAAGUGACUAAGGGCGUGCUCAUAGUCCCUGAAAGCCAGCCUGAUUCCACAAGUGAUGCUUGCCCAGUCUUUGUGGCUGGAGAUAGCUGCCCCAUUGACCUGUCCGCCAAGAAAAGCAAUGAGCCAGACUCCACCACUAAAGAUGCUUUUUCAUUUGGGAUUCAGUCAGUGGGGACAGUUUCCUUUGCAGACCUUGCAAAGAGUUCAGGGGAAUAUGCUUUUGGAAAACAAGAUUGCAGUUUUACUUGGGCUAAUGCAGGAGCCACUGUGUUUGGGACUGGUAUCGUGUCCCAACGAACAGAAGAUGAGGGGAAGAAUGACGAUGCAGAGGUCCCCUCCAGUGACGAUGUCCAUUUUGAGCCUAUUGUUCACCUGCCAGAGGUGGAGAUAAAGUCUGGUGAGGAAGAUGAAGAGGUCCUUUUCAAAGCGCGGGCCAAGCUUUACCGCUGGGACCGUGACCUGGGCCAGUGGAAAGAGCGUGGUGUAGGAGACAUCAAGAUCCUCUGCCAGCCACAAAAAUGUUACUACAGAGUCCUCAUGCGAAGGGAGCAGGUUCUCAAAGUUUGUGCUAAUCACACUAUCACCACGGCUAUGGAGCUGAAGCCUAUGAGUUCCUCCAGCAAUGCUCUGGUGUGGACUGCCACCGACUACUCUGAGGAAAAUGAGAAGGUGGAGCAGCUGGCAGCUAAGUUUAAAAAUGAAGAACUGGCAGAGUCCUUCAAGAAGAUCUUUGAGGAGUGCCAGAGCCGUUUGACUCAAGUGGAACCUUCCCAGACCCCUGGCCAUCUUUAGUUUUCCAGCAGAGACUAAGGGGGGGACAUGAUCCAGGGUGGUUUCAUAACCAAGCAGGAUGGAACAGGAGGAAAGUCCAACCAUGGAAAUAAGUUUGAAGAUGAGAACUUUGUUGUGAGACAUCAGGCCAGGUCUGCUGUCCAUGGUGAACCGCGACAGAAAUACCACCAUGGGAGUGGUCACAUAGAUGGGACAUAUUGGCUCAGUGGGGAGCCAGUUAAAUGCAUAGUUAUUACAGACUGUGGGUAGCUCUAACCGACUCUCAACACUCUGCACUGUGUGCAUUUUGUAUGUGUGGUUUUGUAAAUGUCUUUAUAUUAAUUAAUAAAGUAUAAAUUUUAUUAUAUCUUUUCAAUGCCCGGAUUGUGGAGUGGAACGAUGAUGAAGAAAUUCUGUUUAAGCACAUUGUUUCCAAAAUUUCCUGUUUGUUAUCACUGUAAAAAAAAAAUUAAAAUAA
This is a messenger RNA of Brienomyrus brachyistius, 10684 nucleotides long. RefSeq names its product E3 SUMO-protein ligase RanBP2-like. Gene Ontology annotation, cellular component: cytoplasm; nuclear pore. Lineage: Eukaryota; Metazoa; Chordata; Actinopteri; Osteoglossiformes; Mormyridae. Gene Ontology annotation, molecular function: protein binding; GTPase activator activity. The coding region runs from base 121 to 10227 and encodes 3368 amino acids. The transcript is spliced from 29 exons. Gene Ontology annotation, biological process: NLS-bearing protein import into nucleus. The record is from RefSeq and is a predicted model, not a curated record.